Messenger RNA from Rubroshorea leprosula, 1150 nucleotides. Lineage: Eukaryota; Viridiplantae; Streptophyta; Magnoliopsida; Malvales; Dipterocarpaceae. The record is from the annotation of a GenBank genome assembly.
AUACGGCGCUCCGAUGGUCGCUGGUAUCGGUUCAACCUAUUUGAGCGCUAGAUCUGGCGCGCAUCAGAGAAACGGCGUUCUGUUUCCUACCAAUAAGGACCAACCGACGCCGACUGGUGUUCCUAGGUGCUAAUGGUGCUCCUUACCCCGAGUUCUGGAUUGCGCCUGUUAGUGUUGGCGAUGUCCUCGACAUUUGGGUGCGUCCUCGCCGACUUUUUUUUUCUUGUUAUUAUUAUUAUUUUUCUUGAGGUAUUUGUGUGCUGAGAAAAUCUAGGGAAAUUUUCUUCUGUAAUAUUGAUUUCAUGUUUAGUGAAUUGAAUGAGAUCUGUUUUCUAUGUUUGUUUCUUAGUUCUACUCUUUAGCUUAGAUUUCUUAGGAAAACAAGAGUAUUUGGUGAAUUUAGUUGUUUUGGUUAUGGAGGAGAAUCUAGGGGAAUAGAUUGCCUGUUUAGGUGAAUAGAUUGCCUGUUCUUUUCUUCUGUAACAUUGAUUUCAUGUUUGGUGAAUUGACUGAGAUCUGCUUGCUAUGUUAGCUACUUUGUUCUACACUUUAGUGUAGAAUCUGUAGAUUUUUUAGGAAAACAAGAUUAUUUAGUCGAUUUAGCUGUUUUAGUUUUCUAAGGAAAAACAAGAAUAAGUAUUUGGUAACUUUGGCCAUUUGAUAAGGUGAUUUUUCUACUUUUCUGCUAUUAAAACUCUGAGAGUAGUAAGGAUGCAGUUUUCCUUCACUUGUUUGCACUUUAUGGUACAUACUUUUUUGAUGCAUUUUAUUUACUCCUAGGAAGUUGUUUGUUUUGUUUGUGUUUAUGCUUCAAUCAUUUGGUAAUCAAGAACAAUGUGGAAAAGGGAAUGGGACUUAAUUUCUUGAUUGCAUUUGUAUUGUUGUUGAAAGUCCCUUGGAAAUUGGUAGAUAUAUUUGCAGAUUUGUUCCUCCACUUUAGGUGUAUGCUAGAAUUUAUAAGGAGUAGUUUUCGCUGGUUUUUGAAGAACAUUGUUUAAAUGUAGGUAAACGAGUGAGAGGGACCAAUGGGAUGGGACAAGUACAUGCUUGUUUUUUUAUCUGAUGCAGAAGUGCAGCCAGGCAUUCUUAGGAGGUGAAGUUUUAUACCAUUUUUUGGUUUUAUUGCAUUUUCUAGACUGUUGUUGGAAUU